GGCAGAGGUCCGGCGGCGGAGGAGGGCGGCCGUAUAUCAGACUCAAUGCGUCGCGCGCGCCUCACUCCGCUGCUUUGCUGGUUUGUGCGAUCGCUACAAAAGCCAUGAAGUCGUUAGUUCUGUGUGUCGUGAUGGCAGUGGUAGUGGCCGCAGUACCCGUGCCACAGCGAGAGGGCGCCGCCUACACCAAAGAGGCUAUCAAGCAGGCACAGAACACAUACCUCAUUCCCAAGGAUGCUGUUAUACAAAAGGUCGAAGAAGGUAUCGAAUUAGCGGCAUACGAGUCUAUCCCCGGAAACCAAAAGAUUAAUUUGUUUGAAAUCCUUGGAGAUCAGCUGCCGUCGGAAGUGAUAAACAACCUGCAAACCCAGGUCAACCACGUCGGCCAGCAGUAAACCUGCAAACUAGAAUAGGAGGCACCGACCACCAAUCACGAGGGAUUAUUAUCUCCAUGGCAUCGCAAAAUUCAAAGAAAGCUUAAUUGUUGCAGAAUCACUUGACCUCUUGUUAAUAGUUAUUAAAAAGUGAUUGAAAAUGAAUUAGUAGGAUUCGUCUGUGAUCGGUGAAUGGUGUCCUCGGCUGUUGACUAAUAUUUAAUUUAUUGGUGACGCAACUACUUGUGAUAAAACAUCUUUUAUACGUUUAGUAGAUACAUCAACUUUUUUAAAUAAAUUAUUAUGAAAUUUUA
Molecule: messenger RNA, 688 nt
Organism: Pieris rapae (cabbage white)
Lineage: Eukaryota; Metazoa; Arthropoda; Insecta; Lepidoptera; Pieridae
Exons: 3
Coding region: 105-395 (96 amino acids)
Source: RefSeq, a predicted model, not a curated record